UUCCGAACACCAAACUCCCUAAAAACCAAUCAAAACCCGCCACGUGCCACCUCGAUCUCUGAACCCCCUCUCCCCAACAGGACCCGACUGCUACUUUUAUAAGAAGCAGCGGCGACAGAUGGAGCUUGGAUCGUGGCGAUGCGUGGAAAUCGUUGCAGGAGAAUGAGGAGUUCGUGUUGGAGGAAGCAGCUCUUGAAAAUGGCGGAUCCAACAAAAACCCUAAUCUGGCUCCGAUCUCUUUAGGGUUUGGAGAUUGGCGAAGGCGAUGGCGGAGGUGCCUAAGAUUCUCUACAUCGUGGUCGUGGACGGCGACGGAGGUGGAGGUGGCGAGGAGAGGAAGGAGAGGGCGUCGUUUCGGUACACGCGAUCGCUGUUGCAGAGCACGCUUCAGCUCAUGGGAUGCAAAGCUCGCCAUGCUUUUAAGAUGAGCAGGAGAGUAUUUGAAGUUAUAAGGAUUGAAGUACCGAAGAACGAUGCUUUAAAGUAUGGGGAUUUGGAAAGGACUUCUUUUGGUAAGAGAAAUGAAGUGAGUCGAGAUGUCAGUGUUGCGGAUCGAGAAGGAAAUGUGGAGUCGAGCAAUGUAGUACCUUUUGAAUUGUACAAGAGGCAAACAACUGUAGUUGUUCCGAGAGAGAUCUUCUUGAGGGUUACUUGUGAUGCUCUCUCACAGUAUAAGUAUGUCGGGCCCAAUCAAAGGGCUGACCUCAUUCUUGCAUGCAGAAUUCGGGAAAGGAAGGAAUCUGUGACUGUUCUGUUAUGUGGCACUAGUGGCUGUGGAAAAUCUACUCUGUCAUCUCUGCUGGGAAGCAGAUUGGGCGUGACAACUGUGAUUUCUACCGAUUCUAUACGCCACAUGAUGAGAAGUUUUGCUGAUGAAAAGGAAAAUCCUCUUCUUUGGGCUUCAACAUAUCAUGCUGGAGAAUGCUUAGAUCCCGUGGCAGUCGCAGAAGCGAAGGCUAAACGAAGAGCGAAGAAACUUGCUGGCGUUUCUCAUCCAAUCGUCAAGGAAGAACUUUCUGCUGAAGCUUCAAAUGUAAAUGCUGGUGCCCGAUCCCUAGAACAAGUUUCAGGAACUGAGAAGAUUGGCAAAAAGCAAAUGGCUAUUGAGGGAUUUAAAGCACAGAGUGAGAUGGUUAUUGAUAGCCUUGACCGUUUAAUCACUGCAUGGGAAGAUAGGAAAGAAUCUGUUGUUGUUGAGGGUGUCCACUUAAGCCUUAAUUUUGUGGUGGGUCUCAUGAAGAAGCAUGCUUCAAUAAUACCAUUUAUGGUUUACAUUACCAAUGAAGAGAAACACAUGGAAAGAUUUGCAGUACGUGCAAAAUACAUGACGUUAGAUCCGGCAAAAAAUAAGUACGUUAAGUACAUCCGUAAUAUUAGGACGAUUCAGGAGUAUCUAUCUAACAGAGCUGACAAGCAUCUUGUACCCAAAAUCAAUAACACAAAUGUUGAUCGAAGCGUGGCAGCCAUUCAUGCCACAGUCUUCAGCUGCCUGAGGAGGCGAGAGGCAGGGGAGCUCCUGUAUGAUUCAGCCACAAAUACAGUAUCCGUGGUACAUGAAGAGUAUAGAAACCAAUGCACAGCUAACUCUGUGAGCUCCAAAGGAAUGUUUCAGCUGAUUCAGAGGAAAGGGUCUUCGAGGCAUCUGAUGGCUCUUCUUAAUAUAGAUGGCUCCGUUGCCAAAGCUUGGCCUGUUGAGUCGAAUGAUGGCCACACCAAGUCCACAUCUCGAGGAGGACCUAUGUAUGGUCCUUUACAGAUUGGGAAGGCAGAGCCUGUAAAUCUCCAGUUUGGUAAUUUUGGGAUCAGUGCUUGGCCUAGUGAUAUGUGUGGUACGAGUCAUACAAGUCAUGCUGGAAGUCAUACUGGAAGCUUUGAUGAGUCAAGGGCUGAUGGCACAGAAACGGGGAGUAGAUAUUUUUCUUCAUGUUGCAGUUCCCCAAAGUUUUCAGAUACACCUGCUAAAGAACUUAAGGCAGAUUUAUCAGUAUCAGGCAGUGAAGAGGAAGCUGAUGAUCCACCUGAUGUAGAUAGUGAUGAGGAGGAUAUAAGCGAUGGAGAUGAGAAAGAAAUACAUGAUGAGAUGGAAGGCUCAGUUGAUGAAGACUCCACCAAAUCUGACGAGGAGUACGAUGACUUAGCUAUGCGAGAUGGCCAAGAGUGCGGUGGCUGGUCUGAUGAUGAAGUGGAGCUGGCCAAGGACAGGAAGCUAACAUUAGAAAAGGGAACCACAGUAAACAAUUCAAAGGUGACUGCAAGAAACUCAGAGAAAUACCGACAAAAUCUUGAUCUCUUUCUGAAGUUAAGUCAAGGUUUGGGGGAAGCUUCACGCGCAUACUCUCUGUUUCCAGACAGGAAAGAAAAUAGUUCAGAUGCAAGAGCAAGAACUCGGUCCCUCAGCGAUUACUCGCUAUUUCACAGCCAAUUGCAGGUGGAGACGGGGCCAUUGUUCAGAGGGCCUGUGGUUUCUGCCGCGCUUCUAUGGUAGCUUUCAAGGAGUGUGAAGUAAAGAAGGUUUUUGUAGAGUGAGGCUCUGAUGGACAAAUGCCGUUGUGAGAACUUUCGCUUGCUUGUCAAUGUAAAUGGCUAGCUGAAGUGUUUCAAGUCGAAAAGUUUUGUUGUUGGAUGUGUCUCUUUCUCCACC
Messenger RNA from Asparagus officinalis (garden asparagus), 2641 nucleotides. Its product is annotated as P-loop NTPase domain-containing protein LPA1-like. The transcript has 9 exons. Bases 266 to 2485 code for a protein of 739 amino acids. The record is from RefSeq and is a predicted model, not a curated record. NCBI's taxonomy places the organism in Eukaryota, Viridiplantae, Streptophyta, Magnoliopsida, Asparagales, Asparagaceae.